Molecule: messenger RNA, 681 nt
Organism: Dibothriocephalus latus
Lineage: Eukaryota; Metazoa; Platyhelminthes; Cestoda; Diphyllobothriidea; Diphyllobothriidae
Source: the annotation of a GenBank genome assembly
CGCAGCCUGAUCAGCGGUGGUGGCAUCGCGGUGGGUACCAUUGACCAGGCCUUCCGUUUUUCGGAGCACGCGCCACAACCACCGGGCAUAUUUAUGGCUAAUCUGGCCGGAUCGGGAAUGCCCUUACCGCCGACCACUAAGAACAUCCAGUAUGCCGCCUGUGGUGGAGGCCUGGUCACAAAUGAGCGUUAUCACGGCCUACCACUGCAUACUAACGAUUUAGAAAAUCUGCGGCCGCAUCUGGUGAUUUUUGCCAAAGCCUAUGGAAUUCAAAUGAACAUCCAAGCUAUAAGGUCAUCUGCCGAUGAGAUGGAGCUCUUUUCUGUCAUCAAUCGCAACUUUAGGCACAUUUUCGGUAAACAGGAAGAAAUGAGGACGUUCAAAUGUUACGAUUUCACUGGGGGUGGAACCGAGCGCUGGGGUUUCGACUCCUGUAUGCACGCGGUAAAGAAGCCUGCCAAUUGGCUACCCUAUGUUAAAAUUCGCCCAAAACGUAAUGCCGACCUCGUGAAAAGUCAAAUGGAGCUGCGUUCUGCCGGAAACAUUGACGAAAUUCUUCGAGCUGCCGCCGCCUUCCUCAAAGUGAAACAACCCGAGGUUAGUUUUAUUUUUUUCUCACAGUGCCCUGUUGGCAGAGCCUGCAUAUCUGUCAGCCUGUACCACUCGAAUCCUGCUAAUUGA